This is a messenger RNA of Alosa sapidissima (American shad), 1473 nucleotides long. Its product is annotated as EF-hand calcium-binding domain-containing protein 3-like. The transcript has 10 exons. NCBI's taxonomy places the organism in Eukaryota, Metazoa, Chordata, Actinopteri, Clupeiformes, Clupeidae. The coding region runs from base 314 to 1351 and encodes 345 amino acids. Gene Ontology annotation, molecular function: calcium ion binding. The record is from RefSeq and is a predicted model, not a curated record.
CGAGUCGAAGCUGGUAGCUUUGUUGGUAGCAUAGGCUACUUGCCUGGCCUUCUUUCUGUCACCGUGUCCUCCUCCAUCAUCGGACCAGUUCAAGUGCCCUCGACGCCCGGCGCUCAUAUGACAUCGCAUCGUAACAGAGCAGAGCCUCACGACUAAGGAGUCUAGCCCUACUGGUGAAACAACUAAAAAGAAGAAAAAAAGACUCUCUUUUUGGAAACCUGAUUCCACAACUGUGACAAGUGACACAAAAGCUAGGGAGAAGAGCCUCCUCCUGAAGGACAGCGGUUUUCCGGGCCUUCUUGGGACAGAAAGCAUGGAGGAGAUUUCGGCUUUACCUGGGGCGUGGACCAUGGGCGAGUUGUCCUGCUUGUCAACAGAGCAACCACUCUCCGAAGAGCAUUUGGAGGAAUUUAAGGCUGCUUACAGGCAUAUGAGGAGAUUAUCUAGGAGAUCAUCCCCUGUGCAGACCAGAUCAGAGCAGAACGACACAGCCUGGAGUGAUGAAGAUGAUGAGGCUUUCCAGAAGUUUCUUUCAGUCGUCACGGAUAAGCAAAAAUUCUCACGGUGUCUGAAAGGUGACCCUAAGGCUGAGCCUUACAUACACUUUUAUAAAAUCCUUAACAGCAUUCUGAAUGCAGAUAACAUUUCCAGUAUUUCACCUGGGGAGCUCAUGAGGUUUGAUCAAAGAAAAUUUCAGAAUUUUCUGCAUGGAGUAUAUGAGGAGAAACACAGUCAAGUGAUCACCUAUUAUGCCAAAGGAGCCCAUCUGGUGGGACUGCAUUCCAGACAGCUGCUGAAGUACAUCCAGCCUAAUUGCAGUGACGAUACGGGGAGCCCUUAUUCCAGGAAACCAUACCUGAAUCCUACCUACAGGCCACACAUCAAAUACAUGUCAUCACUAAAGAUUCAGCAUAUAAAAUCCAAUAAAAGCAAGAAGACUGUGGAGAUAGAGGAUCGCAUUAGACAGCUAACAGUCAAACGAGAAGGGAUGAAGACUAAUGAAAUGGUCACACCUGUGAAAAUUAAGGUCCACCUGAAGGUGAAGAACAGAGAGGCACUGACCUAUGAUGACAUUAACCAGAUUAGACGCAAGGCUAAUGAGGGAGUGGAUUCGUACCUGCGCAGCCUGACCCUUUGUAAAAGGUGGGACACGUUACAGUCGUGGAGGUCCCUACAGAACUUCUAUCCCACCCUGUCCGAUAGCGCCAACUUCCCUGAGAGCUUCAGCACCUAUAGCUGGAGCUGGAGCGGCCGGAGGAACAUGGUGGAGAUCUGCGAGCUGGUGGAGAUUGUGGAGGCGGCCGCAGCCUCAUCCACCCCCGCCUCUUCUGUGCCGCACAAAUCGGCAUGACCGGUCACAUCUCAUCUCUCUUGAGGCCAAGCCAAACAUCCCUCCCUCUCCCCUCUCUGGCACAUGCUGACUUCAUUAUUAUGUCUAGAAUAAAAACAAUACCAUUGGGUAGAUAAAAAUGA